CCACUGCUGCUGCUGCUGGCGUCUCUGCGGGCGGGCAGCUCAGAAGAAUGCAAUCCAGAAAGUUACUAUGGGGUCAACCAACCAGAGUCUCUCUCAGCCCCCGAGGGUGGCUCCAUCUGCAUCUCUUUCACCUACUUCCACUGCUGGGUGUUGGCCCGGGAUCCCAGCCUGAGUGUCGCCUUGAGACGGACACAUUUCCAUGGAGAGAUGAUCUACAACAGUACCAGGCCUUUUAUCCAUAAGGAUUACAAGAACCGGAUCUCCCUGGACUUGAAAGAAGGUCAGAACUCUGGUACCGUGUGCAUAUC
This is a messenger RNA of Suricata suricatta (meerkat), 308 nucleotides long. RefSeq names its product paired immunoglobulin-like type 2 receptor alpha. The transcript has 2 exons. The annotation marks the transcript as partial. Gene Ontology annotation, molecular function: MHC class I protein binding. Lineage: Eukaryota; Metazoa; Chordata; Mammalia; Carnivora; Herpestidae. The record is from RefSeq and is a predicted model, not a curated record.